Mitosporidium daphniae is the source of this 1004-nucleotide messenger RNA. RefSeq lists its product as uncharacterized. The annotation marks the transcript as partial. Gene Ontology annotation, cellular component: nucleus; cytoplasm. The transcript is spliced from 2 exons. The record is from RefSeq and is a predicted model, not a curated record. NCBI's taxonomy places the organism in Eukaryota, Fungi, Microsporidia.
ACCGCACAUUCGUUUCGCGUGGAUCUGCCAUUGGGGUCUUCAAAACAACAGACACCAACGGAAUCUCUUUCGAGACUACAAUCACAUCCGUAAAGUCCCCCUCGGAUAAAAAAUUGUUUUCGCCCACAAAGCUGAUGUUGCAUGAUAACGAUUCAAGUCUGAUUUUGAUGAGGCCAAACGAUGAGCACUCGCUUUAUAAAAUGGAUCUUGAACGCGGCGAGGUGGUAGAAGAGUGGAAGAUUGAUGCAGACGCCACCGUUACAAAUAUAGUCCCCGAUUCAAAAUAUGCUCAAAUGACUGCGUGUCAAACUUUGAUUGGAAUGAAUCAUAACUCGAUCUUUAGAAUUGACCCGAGAUUGUCUGGGACCAAGAGGGUCGAAUCCGAAUCCAAGCAAUAUGUCGUCAAAAAUGAUUUCUCUUGCGGCGCAACCACCGCGUCGGGAGAGCUGGCCGUUGCCAGUCUAAAGGGCGACAUACGCCUUUUCAACAAGCUGGAUAAACGAGCCAAAACGCUUCUUCCAGGCUUUGGCGAUACAACAGAUGAUGGAAAAGCCAUUUUGGCGACGUGCAAAAACUACAUCCUGCUCAUCAAUACAGAUCUGGCGGAUGGAAAGAACACCGGAUUUACCAAGUCACUUGGCUCCGAAAAACCGGUGCCCAUCCGGCUCCAAUUGAAGCCAGAGCAUGUAGCAUAUAUGGGUGUGAAAUCGGUUGCGUUUACGGAAGCCCAUUUUUCAACGGGCGAGGCUGCAGAUCGUUCUAUUGUUGCAAGCACCGGCCCCUACGUGAUCACUUGGAGCAUGAAGGCAAUCAGACAAGGGAAGCUAUACGACUAUUCUAUUAGAAAAUACUCCGAUACGGUGGUCGCAGAUAACUUUAAAUAUGGGCAGGAUAGGAAUAUAAUCGUCACACUUCCGGAUCAAGUUUCGAUGAUCUCUAAAAGCUCUCUUUUUUCCCCAAAAAAGCUGCGAUCUGUAAAUGGGAUAGUUGAUUCUCCCUUUUAA